This is a messenger RNA of Lemur catta (Ring-tailed lemur), 2580 nucleotides long. It is a transcript of the gene PROS1, whose product is annotated as protein S. Bases 32 to 2329 code for a protein of 765 amino acids. Gene Ontology annotation, molecular function: calcium ion binding. The transcript has 15 exons. Gene Ontology annotation, cellular component: extracellular region. The record is from RefSeq and is a predicted model, not a curated record. NCBI's taxonomy places the organism in Eukaryota, Metazoa, Chordata, Mammalia, Primates, Lemuridae.
AAACGCAGUCACUUGGGAACGGUGAGGAAGGAUGUCCCCGCAGUGUUUUCUGGGCCUCCAACCCUCUCCCAGAGCCCUGCCCCCAGCUCCGAAAAGCUUCCUGGAAAUGUCCUCGUUAUCACUUCCCCUCCCGGGCUGGGGGCUGGGAGCGGGCGGGCCCCUCCGCCCCCGGCCGGCUCGCAGGCGCCACCGCGCAGGCAGCUCCGAGAGGGGCCCCGGCUCGCAGCUCCGCGCCGCGCCCCGCGCUCGGGCCCCGCCGCGACGCGCCCCCCUCUCCGCUGGCGCCUCCGCCCGCUUCACGAUGAGGGUCCUGGGUGGGCGCUGCGGGGCGCUGCUGGCGUGCCUCGCCCUGGUGCUGUCUGUCGCAGAGGCAAACUUUUUGUCAAAAAAACAUGCUUCACAAGUCCUGGUUAGGAAACGUCGUGCAAAUAGUUUGCUUGAAGAAACCAAACAGGGUAAUCUUGAAAGAGAAUGUAUUGAAGAACUUUGCAAUAAAGAAGAAGCCAGAGAGAUCUUUGAAAAUGACCCUGAAACGGAUUAUUUUUAUCCAAAAUACUUAGUUUGUCUUGGCUCUUUUCGAGCUGGAAUAUUCACUGCUGCACGUCAGUCAACUGAUGCUCACCCUGACCUAAGGAGCUGUGUCAAUGCCAUUCCAGACCAGUGUAAUCCCCUGCCAUGCAAUGAAGAUGGAUAUAUGAGCUGCAGAGAUGGCCAAGCUACAUUCACUUGCAUUUGUAAAUCAGGCUGGCAGGGAGAAAGGUGUGAAAUUGAUAUAAACGAAUGCAAAGAUCCCUCAAACAUAAAUGGAGGUUGCAGCCAGAUUUGUGAUAAUACACCUGGAAGUUACCGCUGUUCCUGUAAAAGCGGUUUUGUUAUGCUUUCAAAUAAAAAAGACUGUAAAGAUAUGGAUGAAUGCUCUAUGAAGCCAAGCAUUUGUGGCACAGCUGUGUGCAAGAACAUCCCAGGAGACUUUGAAUGUGAAUGCCCUGAAGGCUACAGAUACGAUCCCAAAUCAAAGUCUUGUGAAGAUGUGGAUGAAUGCUCAGAGAACAUGUGUGCCCAACUUUGUGUCAAUUACCCUGGAGGUUACUCUUGUUAUUGUGAUGGGAAGAAAGGAUUCAAACUUGCUCAUGAUGAGAAGAGUUGUGAGGCUGUUCCAGUGUGCCUUCCCUUGAACCUUAACAAAAAUUAUGAAUUACUUUAUUUGGCAGAGCAGUUUGUAGGGGUCGUUUUAUAUUUAAAAUUUCGUCUGCCAGAAAUCUCCAGAUUUUCAGCCGAAUUUGAUUUCCGGACAUAUGACUCAGAAGGUGUUAUACUGUACGCAGAAUCUCUCGAUCACUCAGCUUGGUUCCUGGUUGCACUUCGUGAUGGAAAGAUUGAAAUUCAGUUUAAGAAUGAGCAUACAACCAAAAUCACAACUGGAGGCAAAGUUAUUAGUAAUGGUCUAUGGAAUAUGGUGUCUGUAGAAGAAUUAGAACAUAGUAUUAGUGUUAAAAUAGCUAAAGAGGCUGUGAUGAAUAUAAAUAAACCUGGAAGCCUUUUUAAUCCUACAAAUGGAUUUUUGGAAACCAAAGUAUACUUUGCAGGAUUCCCUCGGAAAGUGGAAAAUGCACUCAUUAAACCGAUUAACCCUCGUCUAGAUGGAUGUAUACGAGGCUGGAAUCUGAUGAAUCAAGGAGCUUCAGGAGUAAAGGAAAUUAUUCAAGAAAAACAAAAUAAGCAUUGCCUCGUUUCUGUGGAGAAGGGCUCCUACUAUCCUGGUUCUGGAGUUGCUCAAUUUAGCAUAGAUUAUAAUAACAUAUCCAGUGCUGAGAGUUGGCAAGUAAAUGUGACCUUGAAUAUUCGCCCAUCCGCGGGCACUGGUGUUAUGCUUGCCUUGGUUUCCGGUAACACGGUGCCCUUCGCCUUGUCCUUGGUGGACUCCACCUCUGAAAAAUUCCAGGAUAUUCUGGUAUCUGUUGAAAAUACAGUAAUAUCUCAGAUAGAGGCCAUGAGUCUAUGUUCUGGUCAACAAUCGUCUCUGGAAUUCAGAGUCAACAGAAACAAUCUGGAAGUGUGGACUCCACUUCAAGAAGAUACCGUCUCCUCUGAACACUUUCAAAGACAAUUUGCCAUCUUGGAUAAAGCAAUGAAAGGAACAGUGGCCACUUACCUGGGUGGCCUUCCAGAUGUUCCAUUCAAUGCCACACCAGUGAAUGCCUUUUAUAAUGGCUGCAUGGAAACAAAGAUUAAUGGUGUACAGUUGGAUCUGGAUGAAGCCAUUUCUAAACAUAAUGAUAUUAGAGCUCACUCGUGUCCGUCAGUUCAAGAAGACACAAAGAAUUCUUAAGGCAUCUUUUCUCUGCUGAUAAUAUUUUUUUCCUGUGUGUAAUUAUACUUACAUUUCAAUAAUAGCUGAAGAGUUUUGCCUACAAUGUACAAUCUUUAAUUAUUUUGUGGCACUUUAACCUUCUUGGAAUUUUUAAAAGGUCCUUUUUCAAGAAAAAUAUUCCGUUGUAAUAUAAAUCACAUUAAAAAAUCCUUACUUCUAUUGCUGUCUAGAAAUUAAAUAAUGAAACACAUAAAAAUUUUAAAUUUGAA